UGCCAGUCAGACCCGGAGCCUAUACUAGACCUGUCGGGCUGUGAGUUGAAUGCCAUUAGCGUUGAAAUGCAGACAACGAUUAAAAUCUACGCCAAAACUGACUGCCGUUUUGACGAGAAUCGCGUCCAAGACUUUGCCGUCGAUUCUGUGCAACACAUGAGCCGUGUCUGCGCUCUACACCUGUCCUACAAUCGGAUCCAUACCAUCGGUCACCACAUCUCACAACUCGUUCAUCUCAAAGAGCUGUACUUAAGCCACAACCAGUUGUCAUCGUUGCCGGACUCUAUGGGCCGACUGCCGGCGCUUAAGAUACUGGCCAUUCGUGACAAUCAAUUCACGGCAUUCCCCGAUGCGAUCACCCGGUGUCCGGCCCUCACGUGCCUCGAUAUGGCCGACAAUCUGGUGACCGCUCUUCCGGCCUCUCUAUUGAGACUACGGCUCCUGAAGUCACUUCAAUUGGAGGGCAAUCCCAUUGAGUCGCCGGCGCCCGAUGUCUGCCGCCAGGGUUUGGACGCCAUUGUCGACCAUUUGCAACGAAUGUAUGGCAACGAAGAUUGUGGUAACGGUUGUGAUAAUAACGGAUCAGAUGGCGAUGAAUGUCGAGGACUAGUGUCGGACAGUGGCGAUGAAAAGGAUCCGAUUUUGGACCAAAAAAAGAGAGCACUAAUUGAAUGGGAGCUACAGUUCCAGUCGUCGGCCAAUAGCGAGGCCAACAGCACCGCCGGUGACCACAAGAAACGGCAACUGUUGGCCCAGAUAUGGGACUCCGAGCGCCAGAUGUCGGCCGAUAUCAACAGUCGUCAGCGCCAGAAGGAUAGGGAGAGACAGACACUACUCGACAAUAUAUCCCAAUUGGACAGACAUUCAGCGCAACUGUUGGACAGUAUCUAUAACUGGGAUGAGAGGCACCGAAACCAAGUGGAAGCGCUCGAGUCGGCUGAACGUCAGCUCUUACAGCGUAUGCUUCGGUACGACAAAGAAGUGGUGCUCCGGAAAAAUGCGAUACUCAUUGCGAUGCACGAGAUGUUGACGCGAGAGUCCACUCAAAGGGCUCUCACCGAUGAUCUCAAAGAGUUUAAUCAAUUGGAGAUUCGCGUCAAAAUCAAUCAACAGGAACGCUUACAACGACAGGCAUUCGAGGCCUUACAGCGCACGCGAGACUACCGGAGCCGUCAACUGACGGGACAGAUAGGGCUCAUUGAGUGGGAGUUAACGCAAUUGACGAGCGCUGAGAUGCAGCGCCGCGACGAGCGUAUGGACACAAUUAUUGCUGACAUUAUCGGCAAACGACGAGAGUUGGCCCAACUGUUGACCAAACUGUUGGCUGAGAAGAGACAACGAGACCAACAGUUGCGACAACAGGUGCUGGAGAUGGAGCGCCGGCGGCUGGAAGUGGGCGCCGCCGACGACACCGACUAUUGGCUCAUACAAUACCAGUGCCUUAUGGAGAGGCAGCCAAUGGAGGCACAGAUCCGGCAGUUGGGUAUCGACGAGCGUAUCGGUCGAGCGCUGAUUGCCGUCCACUCGGAGUGCGACCGAAUGGCCAACUAUUUGACACUCUUUACGGAUUUGACGUACGAUAGGCUCAACUCAAUGGGCGAUAAGCAGAUACUAGGGCUGGGCGUCGAUGACUACCACUUGUGUCAACUGAUUCGCGAUAAGUUGGAUGAACAACAGGUGGCGACCGUCGCCACCGCCAGUGGUGGCCAUACGAGUGCUUUGAUGGCGACGUCGGCUACGGUCCAGCCCUCGGCACCCGAUCUGACGCAACCACUGUCUCUGCCAUCGGCUCCUGAGGUGACGAAUGCCGAUCCAUUCGCGGGUGACGUCGAUCUGAUCCAACUCUCGGGACAGUUGUCUGACGUCCGGCUCUGGAGGGAAGCCGAGUGUGUCGUGUGUUUCGAGAAAAUU
Medioppia subpectinata is the source of this 1911-nucleotide messenger RNA. NCBI's taxonomy places the organism in Eukaryota, Metazoa, Arthropoda, Arachnida, Sarcoptiformes, Oppiidae. The record is from the annotation of a GenBank genome assembly.